This is a messenger RNA of Serinus canaria (Common canary), 1111 nucleotides long. RefSeq lists its product as uncharacterized. Bases 1 to 1023 code for a protein of 340 amino acids. The transcript has a single exon. The record is from RefSeq and is a predicted model, not a curated record. Lineage: Eukaryota; Metazoa; Chordata; Aves; Passeriformes; Fringillidae.
AUGGCACAGCUUCCCCUCUCCCCUCUCGUGCUUUACUGCCCCCUCGCCUUGCUCCGGAGCGGAGAGAUGGGACAGCAGGAGCUGUCACCGGGGCUGGCACGCACACACUCCCCCUGCCCCCUCCUGGCACCUCGGGCUCCUGCCGCUGCUCCCUCGCCUUGGCAGCUUCCCCGCGGGCCCGGCUGUGCCUGGGAUCCUCCCUCCUGGCCUCACAUUUCAUGCCAGGUCUUUUCACAGAAAUAUUCUAGAGCCAUGCAGGGCGGAAGCUGGGACCCCCCUCGCUUUGAGCAGCCUCUCCAUCCCUCCUGGAACUGCUGUCACCCGUCCCCAUGGGGACCCUCCAGGGGCCAGCCUCGGCCCCUCGCCCUGUGCCAGCGCGGCAGCGGCUGCUCCUUAACCAAAGACGGGGCCCGGGGUGUGCCAGGGGAUUGUUUGUCCCCCUGCGAGCGAGAGGAGCUGGGGGGAGCCAAGUGCCAGCUCUCCCAGCGUGGGGACACCUUGGAUCCGGAAGGUUGGCAGCAAGGGGACAGCUGGGGGAGCCAAGUGCCAGCUCUCCCAGCGUGGGGACACCUUGGAUCCAGAAGGUUGGCAGCAAGGGGACAGCUGGGCGUGCCGGGGGUCCUGGAAGGACCCGUCUUUCCCCAAGGCUUGGGAGGGAUCUGGGUGUUGUGGUGGCUUGCAGCCCUCCCCGGGCUCAGGGGUGUCCUGUGUCUGUCACCUUGUCCCCCGCGUGCCCACCAGCUCCCGCCGUGUGCCACCGUGGGUACCACAGGGUGCUCACCACCCCCUCCCCGGGGACCCCGGCCGCUGUCCCCUCCCUGUGCCGUGCCUUGCCACGCUCUGCCCCGCUGCCUUGGUGGGCACUGUCCCACACCCCACCCGCUCCACGCCCCGCUGGGACCCCCAGGUCCGGCGUCCGCGGGGCUCCGUCACCGGGGCGAGCGCCCGCGCCGCUGCCUGCGCCUGCCUGCUGCCCUGCUCUGUUUCCAGGAGGAAAAAACCAAUGGAAAUUCUCUUGUAUAAAAAGGAAAAAAAAAAAAAACCAAACCGACAUGUAAAGAGAUUCUUGGUUUUUAUCAUAAAUAUUCUAAUAAAUUAAUGUUAAUUUUUA